CACCGCGGCCGUGAUCCGCGCCGCCGCACCGCCCGCCCGCCCCCGCAGGGCCAUGCGGAGGGCCGCCGGGAUGGAGGACUUCUCCGCAGAGGAAGAGGAGCCCUGGUACGACCAGCAGGACCUGGAGCAGGACUUGCACUUGGCCGCUGAGCUGGGGAAGACGCUGCUGGAGAGGAACAAGGAGCUGGAGGCGUCGCUGCAGCACAUGUACGCCACCAACGAGGAGCAGGUGCAGGAGAUCGAGGUCACUCACCCACCACCCCCUGCCGACCCCCAGUACCUGACCAAGCAGCUGGACACACUGCGGCACGUGAAUGAGCAGCACGCCAAGGUGUACGAGCAGCUGGACCUGACAGCCCGAGACCUGGAGCUGACCAACCAGAAGCUGGUGCUGGAGAGUAAGGCUGCGCAGCAGAAGAUCCACGGGUGAGGGCCGGGUGGGGGAUCGUGGGGAAG
Myotis lucifugus (little brown bat) is the source of this 456-nucleotide messenger RNA. It is a transcript of the gene CDR2L, whose product is annotated as cerebellar degeneration related protein 2 like. The transcript is spliced from 3 exons. The coding region runs from base 53 to 430 and encodes 125 amino acids. The record is from RefSeq and is a predicted model, not a curated record. Lineage: Eukaryota; Metazoa; Chordata; Mammalia; Chiroptera; Vespertilionidae.